Molecule: messenger RNA, 1096 nt
Organism: Fusarium redolens
Lineage: Eukaryota; Fungi; Ascomycota; Sordariomycetes; Hypocreales; Nectriaceae
Exons: 4
Coding region: 153-956 (267 amino acids)
Source: RefSeq, a predicted model, not a curated record
CGCCUAACAAGUCAAGGGCUGCUACAAAAGCGCUGACAACCCCGCUAAGCUGAAAAGCAGGCUCUGCAACUUUAUUUCUCAAGACAUAUCUUCUCUCCGGUUUAAAAGCCAGUUCUCGCGAUAUCACAAAAAUUAAGCUAUUUGACGACGACAUGAACUACCAACCUCCAUCGAUAUACGUGCGGUUAGCACGUAUGAUGAGUGGUGAUAAGAAUCUGGCUAUCUUUCGACGUUUUGAUGAUGCAAAUAUCCUAUGUUUGCUUUCACUGCAGGCCGAGAUCCUCCAGUUACGAAAAGAGUUCCAUUGGGAAAACUCGCUUGAUGAGACUGACGGAACAGAGGAAGAAAAGAAGUAUGGAAGGAGCUUCUAUGACAGCCAAAAGAACAACAGUGCCCAGCAUCAGAUCCUAUGUCAACUACAGGAAAAGCUGACGCGGUAUAAUCGGUUCCUUGCGCAGUAUUCAGAAAUGAGCCAACUCCAGAGUCCAAAGAAGUCUCAGCUGAGAAGCCUGAGAAACUGGUUGGCUAUGGAUAAAGGCGGAAAGAACUUCCAAACUGGAGAGGAGAUCAACACUUGGGCCGGAGAUGGAAUGGACGAUCCUGACCUUUAUGUGACGUUGCAAUCCGGUGCUGAGGACGACGAUCAUUUUACGCGAGGUAUUAUGAGAUUUGUCGCUGGACCGUUUCAUCGUAGGUUUGGCCAGAAGAUGAGAAUGGGCCAGGUAAUCGAUGAAGAGAGCGGCUAUGUCACGUAUCGAGACGCUGGCAUAAUUCGGCUCACUAGCAUUAUUGUUACUGUGAUUGCCGCCAUUCUCCCUCCUCUCACCAUCUUGGCGCUUAACAGUGUACCGACCACAAACAAGAGAAUCGGAAUCACGGUCCUGUUUACAGCUGUCUUUCAGCAAAGCGAAACGAGUCGAAAUUCUUGUUGCAACUGCAACCUUUGCUGCUGUUGAAGUUGUUUUUAUUGGUAGUGCUUUAUCUGGCAGAGAAUAAACUUAGAUUAUACUCAACCUUACUACAAGUUAAUAAUUAUAUCAGUAUAAAAUUUACAUAGAUAAAAGCAAAUUGAUAGUUAUAUUAAACUUAAUUUAAC